AUGUUUACAGCCUUGAAAUACCAUGCAAUAGACUAUUUAUAUGAGAAAAUGGCUAGACAGAGGUUUUCAUUUGAAUGCUUAUCAAUAAACAUCCCUUCCUGUUUAUACCAGGAUAAAAAUUAUUAUCAUGAGGGCAGCUUUGCUGAUGAUAAAUAUAGGAGGCCCUGGACAAGAGAUUUAUAUAUUGAAGAUGAACUUGUCUUUACGGACAAUUUGGCACAGUAUGCUAAGCAGCUUCCUAGCCUGCCUGCGCUUUUGAACCGAUUAAGCGUCUUCCAAGUGCAGGAUCCCCUUUUAAAUUCUAAAGGAGAAAAUAUCACAGAAGAAGACAUUUUCAGAAAUUGCUUUACUUUUGAGAUGAAAGUGAUGCCUCAAGCAAAGGAGAAAGAAGGAUAUGAAGAUUUUUGCACAAAUGACACUUCACUUUAUCCUGAGGAAUUGGAAGUACCACUGACUCCACCUUGCAGAUCAGAGAAGCAUACGAAUGUGCUGUAUGCAGAACUACAGUCAGAACCUAUUUCCCCUUUUAGUAAAAGUGUUUUGAUUACGGAAUCCACUAAACAGUCCUUAGAAGGCUCGGUGUGGCAAUCGGAGAAAUACCAAAAUCCUAUGAGUACUUUUUUGCUUGCAGCAGAGUCUGCUGUUGCUCCUGACACCAGUGGAACAGAGGAUCCUUUUGGGUCUCCUGUAUAUAGUGAAAACGCGUCUUUUGAAAAUAAUGCUAUGGAAGACAGCAUACAGAGUGAAACAGACAAGCUGGUGCAUUUUGGAAACCAAGCAGAGGAGAAAGGAGACCAGGUGCAACCAAUGAAUUGCCAAGUAGUGCCUGUUGAACCAAACAGGAUGCCAGGAGGCAGACAGACUGCACCCUUUGAACCACCUAGAAAACGUACUGAUGAUUUUGACCUUCUGAGCAGCUUUAUUAUGCUGAGAUCUAAACACCUUAAUACCCCAAGCGAAGAAACAAACAAUCUGGUGGAUGUUCAAGAUGAAGUUUUGGAUGCUAAGGAGGAGAGCCCAGUGUUUGAAAACCAAGGCAGUCCUGUUCUUGUUAACACUAAAGUUCUUUCCGAAAAGGAACCAAAGGAAAACGAAGUAGUCUUCAUUCAAAUUAAAGCGUCAGAAAGCCAGUUUCAGGCAUAUCAUAUCCUUGAAGCAACAGUGGCUCCUGUUUUAAAAGAGCUCACGAGUCUUGGCACGUAUAAUUGGAGAUUUGCCACCCUUAAUUUUGAUGACACCAGAUUUUUCUUAAAGCAGCAAGAGAAAGUGAUCAGUGAUACUUUAAAACAAGGAGCAAAGGAUAAGAAGGAUGUUACCUUAUUCAAACAUGCUGCUGUUCUGCAUUUGGUGGUAACAGUUCGAGACCUCUUAUUAACAUGCAGCUUGAAUACAGCAGUAGGCUAUUUGUCCAAGGCAAAAGACAGGUAUAAGGACUUUGUAGACUCUAGCCUGGAUAAUCUUUGCCGACAACUGACAAUUGUGCAUUUGGUCUGCCAGAAGAAACUUGAAGCCAAUCCCAAGACAACAGAGUUGCAACAUCAAAUUUUGAACUGGAUGCAGAGUAAGAAGAAUGAGAAAAAUAAGGUCGUCAUCGUGACAAGAAUGGAGGAUGGGGACGAAACAGCUGCCCUAAUCAAUGCCCUUGGUACAGUGCAAGGCCUGGAAGUUGCGUAUUUGAAUUCUGAGAAAAGAGGAGCUUUGCUAGAGAGCAAAAAUAUAAUAAGGAGACUGGAGAUAUGUUCCUGUUUGAUUGUAUAUGAUCAGUCUAUUGGACCUGAUUUUCCUUGGACUCGUUUUUCAUUAGUAGUGGAAUAUAACUAUUCCAAAAAUUCCUGCUGGAUUAAUCUUUGCAAAAAUAUGGACAUCUCUUACAUAACUUUCGUAACAGUUCUCCCAGAAACAGUUGGAAUCGAAGAGGUUUCUCCAGAUGAUUUUGGACAUAUCCUUCUUGAGGUGCAAAUUCCAUAUGUUUUUCUGACAUCUGAGGGAUUACUCAACACUCCAGAUAUCCUUUGGUUACUGGAAUCCAAGUACGAUAUAACAUUUAUUGAGAGAAGCUGCUGUGAGGCAUUACAGUUCUUUGGGAACACAGACCGUUAUGUUGUGAUAACGAUAGAUGAAUGCACGGCUGUCAUCAUGCAGAAUGUAGAAGAACUCAAUUAUGAAAAGUCCUCUGAUAAUGUUGUGUUAAGACUGGUGGUGCUGUCACUCCAAUACAGUUGCUGUUGGAUUAUUUUGUACUCUAGGGCAAGGUUAAAUUCUGAGUACAGCCUCGCUGGGAAGACUUUGCAUCACCUGGCCUUGAUUUAUGCAGCAUUGGUCCCAUUUUCCCAGAAGUCAGAAGACUUUGAAGUGAAGGUGGUUCUUACGCCAGGAAUUGAAGAGACGGCACGCCUAGUUCGUCAGAUUGCUGACUGCGUUCUGAUGACGUCUAAAAGACAUCCUCAGGAGUGGCUGGACAAAUCCUGGCUUUCUGUCUUGCCAUCAGAGGCAGAGAAAUGCUUGCUUACUUUUCCAUGCAUGAACCCACUUGUGGCUCAGCUCAUGUUAAAGAAGAGUUUGUCAUUGGAGUGGCUUCUGUCAGCAACUUUUGACCAGCUUCAGAAACUUCUGCCUGAAGUCCCAGAAAAAGUUUUAAAGCACUUUAGUGACAUCACAUCUUUGUACACUUUUAAUCCUCCAACUGAGCCAAAAUGUCAAAAUGGGAUUGUGAGCUGUCAAGAAAUGAUGAACUCGGACAUUGGCACCUGCUCUCCUGAAGUGGUGCUCUCCAGUGUUCAUGGACACAGUCCGUUUACUGAGAAUUCAGAUUAUUUGAAAGACGUGCAGAACUGCAGAAGCUAUUCCCCAGCUUACUACCAGAAAGAGUCUUGCAUCCCUCUGAAACCAAACGGGAGGCAUAGCGUAAUGGCACCUGUGGUGACCCAUCAAAGAGAAAUGUGUUAUUUUAAGGAGAUGGAUCAUAGUAGAAGGGCAAAGAGGCAACAGUAUCUUCCGUUUCUGAAAAAUGUGGAAGUAGAGAGAGAAGUAAGUUCGCCACUCUGCAGUUUUGGCAAAUCUACCUAUAAUAAUUUAGAAGCUGCAGUGCCAACUUCGAGGUGCAACCAAGCCAUCAACAUUUAUCCUGAUAAGCGUUCAACAAUGGAAAUGUGCCUUUCAAAAGUAAAAAUGGGCCCAAAUCUGGAUGUCCCAAUCUUGUUAAAGAACCCUCCCCGUCAAGACAUUAAAAGUGUAUUUGGGGUGAGAAAACAGCCUCUCGUGAAGCGGCAUAAAUCCUAUUCAGCUUCUAAGCAUUCUUGCUACCUUUCUUCCACGAGAGAAGAUUUUCCAUUCCAGCAGAACUUUGGCGGUUUUUUGGGAGAAUUUGGCGGGACAGCAUUUAACAGUCCAGAAUUUCAGUUUGAGGAAGGGUUCCGGGAUGACUAUCGAUCAGCACCAACAGUGGGUUCAUCUCUGCACGAUGCAAGUUUCUGUAAGGCAACAUCUAAUUCAAAAAGGCUUUUUAACAUGGACUUUCAAAUACCUGAAGAAUAUACCGGAAGAAAAAGACUCGAUUUAUUAUCAUCUUUGAACAGAAGAGAGCAAGAUGCUUCUGCAGGUUUAGAAUUCAACCAAUUACCACAGCUUAAAAAAAGACGUCUAACAUUUGAAAAAGAUCCUGGAAGAAGUGAUGGCCAAACGCGUCUUAAGUUCUUUUAAGUUGCUAUUUCUUUAAAGAAAAUACUCUUCCAAAAAGAGUAGCUUAAAAUUAGUUUUAUAAAUAAUUAUUUUAACUCGUAAUCAAUUUUAUAACCUAUCAAUUUUAAUUCAAGUUAGCUUUUAUUCUUAUAUGCACUGUUAUGUUGAGAUGAUAAGAAACAAAUUCAACAAAGUUUGGAGGAUUACUAGAAAAAAGGUGUUAUUGGAUGCAACACAUUAAAACACUAGCAUUUCUGUAACUUA
Molecule: messenger RNA, 3942 nt
Organism: Eublepharis macularius
Lineage: Eukaryota; Metazoa; Chordata; Lepidosauria; Squamata; Eublepharidae
Gene: SHOC1
Product: shortage in chiasmata 1
Exons: 22
Coding region: 1-3699 (1232 amino acids)
Biological process (GO): resolution of meiotic recombination intermediates
Cellular component (GO): condensed nuclear chromosome
Molecular function (GO): ATP hydrolysis activity; single-stranded DNA binding
Source: RefSeq, a predicted model, not a curated record